CAGCCGCGGAAAAUUUCACUGCACCUCGACUUUUUUCGCCGGAAAAAUAAAUAAGGAGUGAAUGUGAAAAUAAUGGCAAAAGUUCAUUUAUUCCGUGUAACUCACCGUUUAAAUAGCACAGCGUUACUUUCAAAUGCAUCAUUGAGGACAACAAAUCAAAUUCAGCAGCGAAGAUGGGCUUCAGAAGUGACUGUGGUUGCUUUUCCAUCUCUGAGGAGGGAGACAACAAGUCGAGCAAUGAAGGCGUACGUUGAGAGAGCCCGGGAGCAUGAGGAAUUCAUGAAAAAUCAGCGAAUUGAGUAUGAUAUUGGGAAGAGGCAUCUGGCCAAUAUGAUGGGAGAAGAUCCUGAGACUUUCACGCAAGAAGACGUGGAUAAUGCCAUUGAGUAUCUCUUCCCAUCGGGAUUGCAUUCAAAGAAAGCCCGUCCAAUGAUGAAGCCACCGGAAGAGGUAUUUCCAGCAAGGAAAGCAGCUGAAUUCGAUGAGACAGGACGUCCGUAUCACAGCAUGUUCUUCACUGGAAGGCCGAACUUUUUUAAAACUCUCUACGACAUUGCUGAAAAUAUCGAACAACUGAAUGCGUAUGAGGAUCAAAUGAUCCGGAAGCGCGUUGAAGUAGAUCCAAAUCUCAAAUUGGACCUGUCGUCAUCUAUGUGGCUGCCAAAGGAAGAACUGGAGGAUAUUUUGGUGGAGAAAAUAUUGGAUCUUGAGUACACAAACUUCAUCAAUGCAAUGAAUCGUCUUUUGGAGCUUCCCUACUCCUACCGCGUUCGGGACUUUAUUGAGAAGUUUAGGAAACCCCUCUCCAUUAAAGCCAGCACCCAAGACAUCCCACAGCCACAGGUGGAUUCAAAUGGGCGACAAUUUGUCACAAUAUCCAAUUGUCCGAGAAAGAUGGCACGUGCUGAGGUGACGGUGAGAAAACCAGGUGCGGGAGCUAUCUCAAUAAAUGGCAGUGACAUCAAAUAUUUCUCCAGUGAUCAAUGCCGCGAACAGGUGAUCUUCCCGCUGCUCUUCACUGAUACCCUGGGCAAGGUAGACGUGGAGGCAACUGUUGCAGGUGGGGGACCAUCAGGACAAGCUGGAGCAAUCCGUUUGGGCAUUUCUCUUGCACUCCGGAGCUUCUUGAGUCCUGAAAUUGUGGAAGAAAUGCGACUUGCUGGACUUCUACAGAUUGACUAUCGCACACGAGAGCGGAAGAAACCAGGUCAGGAGGGAGCUCGGCGCAAGUUCACUUGGAAGAAGCGAUAGACUCUUGUAUACAAUUAAAGUUUUUUUUUGUAUAUCUUCAAGUGGAGAUUGAAGGAAUAUAGUUAAUAGUCUCUAUAUAAAA
Messenger RNA from Lutzomyia longipalpis, 1333 nucleotides. RefSeq names its product 28S ribosomal protein S9, mitochondrial (gene mRpS9). Gene Ontology annotation, molecular function: RNA binding; structural constituent of ribosome. Gene Ontology annotation, biological process: translation. Gene Ontology annotation, cellular component: ribosome; mitochondrial small ribosomal subunit. Bases 73 to 1251 code for a protein of 392 amino acids. The record is from RefSeq and is a predicted model, not a curated record. Lineage: Eukaryota; Metazoa; Arthropoda; Insecta; Diptera; Psychodidae. The transcript is spliced from 7 exons.